UCACAGGUACAGGGCCGGAACGAAACCUACUUCCGCUGCCUUAAAGAGACGCAAGUUAGGAUCCCACCAGAAACACCCAUCCUCAUCCACGAAGGGGAAUACAUCCGGUUCGCGUUUUCCCACAAAUAUGACCGCGUCGAGCGGCAGGUGUUGUGGACCGUUGCCGGGGCUUAUCCUGUCCAGGAG
Messenger RNA from Pisolithus orientalis, 186 nucleotides. RefSeq lists its product as uncharacterized. The annotation marks the transcript as partial. The record is from RefSeq and is a predicted model, not a curated record. Lineage: Eukaryota; Fungi; Basidiomycota; Agaricomycetes; Boletales; Pisolithaceae. The transcript has a single exon.